Dermacentor albipictus is the source of this 2844-nucleotide messenger RNA. The record is from RefSeq and is a predicted model, not a curated record. NCBI's taxonomy places the organism in Eukaryota, Metazoa, Arthropoda, Arachnida, Ixodida, Ixodidae.
UUGACAUAUAGACGGACCGUGCGUGCUGUGCGUGUGUGGUGUCUCUCUCUCAGUCGGCGAAUGCGCCUCGACACAUUGAGCCGAUGCGGAGUGUGACGAAACAAAUGUAGCGAUCAUGUAUCGCGCGUAGGGCCUUCUGUUCUCGACCUGUCUCUGUGCAGUAUGCAGUUCUCUCGCACCCUUUUUUUCCCCUCCCACCGGCGUCGAUUGAGAGCUUCGCUUGUCUCGUAAAGCGUGCUUCACCUCGGUAUUGUGAGGCGUGUAAGAAAGCCAGCUGAACCUUUCCCUUUCUUUUUCUUUUUUUUUCUUUCUUUCCUAUCAAGAGCUUCAUCGUGGGAUAUCGGUAUAGUUUUUUAUCGCCUUUAAAUUUUGAGUAACCAACACAGCGUAAGUGGUCUGAAUUGCUUCAGAAAGAGCAAUUAUUAGCUGUCUUUCAGUUGCCAAGAGCAAAAUAUCACAAGAUACAGUCCGUGCCGGGUCGAGGACAGCUCAUUCAUCUAUUGGCGAGCGUAGUAACAGAUCAUUCCACCGGCUCCAAUUGCCUGCAGCUGUAAAAUGGGCAUAGAGCAGCAGAGACGAGCGUUCAUAGACCAAGAAAUAAAGGAGUUACACGUUGCAAUGCUGAGCUUCGGAGGUCACCGGUAGGAGGGCGGCCGAGCCUGCAAAGUGGUGGGGCGGCGGCGGCGGCGGCGGGAGCGGGAGGCGGCCCUCCUCCUGCUGCGGCGAUGCCCUGAUCCAUGGUGCAGCUGCCCCAGGCCCCGGUCAGCCACAGCAAGGGGUCCUCAUCCUCGGUGUACAGGCGCUCUGUCGUCAACGUCUCGCUGCCCAACGCCGCCAACGCUGCCGGAGGCUGCGAGUCCUGGGAGGACGCGCAGCACAUCCUAUGGCAGGGCGCCCAGAUCUGCUUCGCGGCGGCGUUCCUGGUGCCGCACCGGUUCUCGCUGUCGUCGCUGGUGCUGCGCUGGCUGCUGACGCUGAGCUUCGCGCUGACCAGCAUCUGGGCCGGCCUGGUGGUGUGCGCGCCCGACGUUCUCGCCUGGCACCUUACCUGCCUGCUGGUGAACGCGGCGCACGCGCUGCGCCUGGCCUGGCGAGCGCUGCCACCUCGAAUGCCGACGCACCUGAGAACCCUCUACGAGCGCAUGUUCCUGCCCUACCAGGUGAGCAAGAAUCGAUUCGUGGACCUGACACGUGCUGCCGAAGUGGUGCACCUGGCCGCCGAACGGAGGUACGCCACAGAGGGCGUCACCGCGGCGGACCAGCGGGUGUCCAUACUGCUAACCGGCAGGCUGCAAGUGACCUGCGAAGACGUAUUGCUCCACUACGUAGAACCCAACGAAUUCAUCGACUCUCCAGAAUACGAGUCCUGUCCUAUAGGUAGUGAUAAGUUAUUUCAGGUGACCAUCACGGCGCUGGAGCCGUGCACCUACCUGACGUGGCAGCGGCGGCGGCUGCAGCUGCUGCUGCGCGCCCACCCGGUGGUGUCGGCCGUGCUGCACAACCUGGUGGGCCGGGACAUCGCGAUCAAGCUCUACUCGCUCGCCGAGUUCCACCAGCUGGGCACCGACGGCGUGCCGCUGCCCAAGCGCGACGUCAGCCCCGACUGGGGCAAGCAGGUGCCUCGCAGCCUCAGCCUGGACGCCGUGUACACGGGCCCCGGAGGCAGGCUCCGGUCGACCGCGUGGCACGCGGCCCGCGAGGCCUCUCGGCGGGCUGUCGACGCCUCCCUCGCCUCCUCCUCGCAGCUCUCCUACGCAACCGGCCGUGCCCCCGAGCCACCUCCAGCGCACACGAAGAGGAUCCGGCCCAGCCCGCGCCCGAGUCCGCGCCCGAGUCCGCGUGCAUCGCCUCGUCGCUCCUUGGUGCGGUGCGGCCGACGGGGUAAAGUGACCACCAGCCUGGUUCCCGCCGCCGUCGGCACCGUGUCUGAAACGCCGCUGUAGAGAAAGAACGCUUCGUGCACCCGCUGCAGCUGGUGUCGCUAUCGCUGCUUCGCUGCUGCCGCUGCUGCUUCAUGCUUCGAUAUAAGCAGCGUGCUUUCGUGCUUGUGUUCUGCUGAUGCUGGCUGGUGCUGCCUGAGCUUCCGGUGUGUGCCCGCGGCCGUCGUCGUGUGCGCAUAGUGCGGCUGGCUGUGAGCCCCGAAAGUGACGUCGCCGUAGCCCCAGGUGAACCGUGCUCAAAACCGCAGUGAACGAAACGAAAAAGAAAAGCGGUCGCCCGUUUCUCCGGCCUUCGUCGCACGGGUGGCGAGUGGCGUACGUGUUCGUCACUAAACAUCGCUCAGCGCUUUCCUUGUUUAUCCUUUUGUUCGAGUCACACGAUUCCACUGAAUUUUUUUUUACUUACCUUCCAAUGACAUAUCAUGAUUGCCACCGCUUCCAUUGUGGGUCGACUGCAUAUCUUCACUAUAUCUCCAGAUGAAAACGGCAGUGUGCCAGCAGAGGCUAGCAUUGUACGCCAAAAGGCAACAAAACCAUUCCGAUGUAUUGUUUUGAACUUGCAAACAUUCUGUAGAAACGCUGAUAACGUGGGAGCAAGUACUUUCUAAGCCUAGCGUUCAAACCGCGAGCCAGCCUUUCCGCGCGAGAAAAGAAUGCAAGUGUUUCGGUAGUUGCUUCCACUGCGUCGCCUGUGCACAUGGUGCCAGGUAGCGAGUCGACUCGUACCCUUGUUGAUGUGGUAUGGAAGGUGUGCGUCUCCCAGAAUGCUUGUUGAGCGCGAGUGAACCUAACACGAAGCCAACCGAGCAAGAGCAGGUGUUUUUCUUUAUUUAUUUUUUAAUUUUAUUUUUAUGGCCUUGCGCACUCUGUCAGCGCCGAGACCCGAUAACGUUGCAACCUUAUA